UAUACAUGUCAAACCUAUUUGUAUACAAAUUAAAGUCCCUAACUCAUAACCCUAACCAUAAUCACUUCUUACAAAAGCCAUAGAAACCUUCUCUUUAGACUUGUAUUACUCUAAACACUCUUAACCUUCCACAGCUCUUUCAGCACACGUCUCUGGAAGCACCCAUCUGAGAAAGAGAAACAACUCAAAGUAAAACCACCUCAAAGCACCAUUUCCUUUGUUAGAAAUCCAGUCCUUUCUUUCCAUGUCUUCAACAAUGGCUAAGCAAAAAAACCAGAAGAAGCCCAGCAAGCAAAUUCAGCAACAAAGCCAGAAACUUGAGUCCCAAAAGGCAGAAAAGCCUCCCUCUUGGGCAGUUGUGAGAGGCUUACUUACUUGCAAAUAUUCUCAAACACAACAGCCAGAAGAACAAAAGCAGCAGCUGCUAAAGCAGCAACAACAGCAGAAGCUGAAGCAAAAGCAAAAACUAAAACAAAAGCAAGAGCAAGCAAUAGAGCAAAAUGCAAAGAAAAACAAGAAAAUGAAGUGUUCUGGCUCUCUGUGUAGCAACACAAAGGUCAUGCACAGGCCUGAAACAGGUUCCCCUGAACUCCACAAGAAAAAGGCUUCAAUGGGAUCAACAUUACCCAGCAAUGAAGCUUCAAACAGAUCAUCCAUGAAAGCUCCACUACAUGAACUCAAUGGAGUUGUUUCAACUUCCUCUUCUUCAUUAUCUGUCUCUUCCAAUUCUUCUGUAGGUGGGUCUUUUAGAGGAAUGCCAUUUAGAAGAUUCUCUGGUUGCUAUGAAUGCAGAAUGGUGGUUGACCCUGUUCUUGGAUUCACAAGAGACCCUUCUCUUAGGAGCAGCAUUUGUACUUGUCCUGAAUGUGGUGAGAUUUUCAUGAAAGCUGAAAAUCUGGAGCUUCAUCAAGCUGUUAGGCAUGCAGUUUCUGAAUUGGGUCCAGAAGAUACAAGCACGAACAUAGUAGAGAUCAUAUUCCAAUCAAGCUGGCUCAAAAAGGAAGCCCCAAUAUGCAAAAUCGACCGAAUACUCAAAGUCCACAAUACCCAGAAAACCAUAUCCAAGUUCGAGGAGUACCGAGAAGCCAUUAAAGCCAAGGCCACCAAGCUCCCAAAGAAACACCCUCGAUGCAUCGCCGACGGGAACGAGCUCCUCCGGUUCCACUGCGCCACCUUCAUGUGCUCCCUCGGCUUAAACGGCUCUUCCAAUCUCUGCAACUCGAUGCCACAAUGCAACGUUUGUAGCAUUAUAAAAAACGGGUUCAAGGUGGCCGGAGCACCCACCGGAGAAGGGCCCGGAAAGGGUAUACUGACGACGGCGACGAGCGGAAAAGCGCACGACCACGUGGGAGAGGAGGCGGGAAACGAAGGGGAGAAGAGGGCAAUGCUGGUUUGCAGGGUGAUCGCCGGGAGAGUGAAGAAGAAUAUGGAGGGGAGUAUGGAGGAGUAUGACUCGGUGGCUGGAGCUGCCGGAGUUUACUCUAAUUUGGAUGAAUUGUAUGUCUUUAAUCCCAAGGCUAUUUUGCCUUGUUUUGUUGUAAUCUACACUGGCUUUUAGUGUUCUUUUUCUUUUUUAAAUAAUUGUGUAAACACUUAUUAGUAAGUGUAAGAAUUUAUGGUUUUAUUAAUCUAAUCUACUAAGUGUUUUAUUUUUAA
This is a messenger RNA of Humulus lupulus (European hop), 1656 nucleotides long. RefSeq lists its product as uncharacterized. The transcript is spliced from 2 exons. Bases 245 to 1558 code for a protein of 437 amino acids. The record is from RefSeq and is a predicted model, not a curated record. Lineage: Eukaryota; Viridiplantae; Streptophyta; Magnoliopsida; Rosales; Cannabaceae.